Molecule: messenger RNA, 1786 nt
Organism: Aspergillus candidus
Lineage: Eukaryota; Fungi; Ascomycota; Eurotiomycetes; Eurotiales; Aspergillaceae
Product: ubiquitin domain-containing protein
Exons: 3
Coding region: 332-1252 (306 amino acids)
Source: RefSeq, a predicted model, not a curated record
GUUCUCUUCUCUUCCUUCUCUCCCUCCCUCCCCACUCUCCCAUCCUACUCACCAAUAACCUACCAUCUGUUUGAAAUGGCAGAUUAAACCGUGUGGGUCCAUCCGGUCUGAAUCCACUGGGUCGUCUGAUUGAUGGGCAACCACUUCCCCCCAUUUUGACCCGGUUAAUUUCCCCGACCGAGUAUCCAAUUCUCACGUCACCAGCAUCAUCCUGAUUUUUAUAUCCUAUUCUUAUUUUUUGUCCCUCCCCCUUGCUUUCUUCUUGCAUGCCCGCAUGUCGGCUUCUUUCUAUACUGGCUGAUGGAUUCGGAUCAUCGUCGUUUUGGUCAAUAUGGGCUGCUGCUUCUCUGUGUCGCGUGACGACAGUCAUUCCAGCGCGGGCCACGAUGAACGUCCCUCAGAGGUCCUCCACGAAGAGCCCUCUUCGUCCACCACCACCACCGCCGCCGCACGCAGGUCUAGCCGACCCAACAUCCUGCCGGCCACCCCGCAUAUAGUCGUCCGGACCUCCUCUGACCAGUUCCCCCUCGAUGUACACUUCAACGCCCCCGUCCGCCAACACAUCUGGUACAGCAAGCGCCGCGCGUGGACGCGCACACAGCUCGACCGGGAGCGCCGCGAGUUCUUCGAGACCCGAGUCACGGGGCGGUCGGAGAUCUGGGCUGCACUGUCGACGGCCAUCGCCCUGAUGUGGGCGGGUGAUCUUCCCACCGCCCAGAGCAUCAUCGAUGCAGCCGGCGUCACCGUCCCCACGGGUGAUCUCUGCCAGGGCUGCUACGACGAGCAGGGCGUGCUCUAUCGGCUGCCGCAGUGCAUCGUGAGCGAUCCCCAGAACCUAGUCCGGGAACCGCUCGCCCGUCGCGAUGACGACGACGACGACGAUGACGACGACUUCGACACCGCCCACGGCAAGCUAUCCCUAGACGAGGCAUCAGACGACGAGCUCAUCUCGGACGAACUCGAGCGCCGUCGCGACGAAAAGGGAAAAACGAGCGAGCGCGAUCUCAUCCACGUGAAGGCGCGGUUGAGCGAUCGCGGCGGACCGGACAUCCUCGUGGUGGUCAACAAGUCGCAGAACGUGGCGUUUAUUGCCCGGAAAGUGCAACAGGAGGCGGGAAUCGCCAGGAACCAGCGCGUGCGGAUCGCAUAUCUCGGGAGAGUCCUCAAGGAACACGUUCCCCUCGUUGACCAAGGAUGGAAUCCGGCGCACGUGGUCAACGCCUUGGUCGUCUCCCGACAGUCUUUAUCUUAGCCAGUCCUUCCAUCACCAUGUCACAACCUAUGAACUUAUCGAGCUCGACAUUUGACACAAACCCAUCACCCACCUACACACAGCGUAUAUCAACAUGACCCCAGACAUGAACAAAGUUUCCACAUCAGGCGCCACCAACAACUCUAUAGCCACAGGCACACUUCACUGGCACAGACACAGACACACUAACCCUGUGCAAACCAUCUAUCCAUUCCCAACUCAUUGGCCUAUGUUUUCUUUUCUCUUCUUUUCUUUCCUUCUGAGGUCACGAUCAUGAUUGCUCAUUUGCAUGCAUAAUACCCAAGUAUUGCUGUUCAUUUAUCUUACCUUAUUCAUUUUCAGAUUUAUCUCUAUCAACAUACUGUUCAUAUCAAUCUUUGAUAUCCAUUUCAUAUCCAUCUUUCACAUCCCUCGUCUCCAUCAAAUCACUCUACAUAACUUAUUGCUUUAUUCCCACCGCUCAAUUGUCAUGUUUUCGAUCAUUUAAUGAACCUGGUAUAGUUUAAUCAAUCUAGUACAAUUUGUGCAGACAGA